AUGUUUGCCUGUCCUUACGCAGACCGUGAUGAGGAAGACGCGCAGGUGGAGUGCACGCCUCCGCACCAGGCAGGCGGCGUUGGUCACGUCCUCGUCCCAGACAGCGAUAAUGACGACAGCCUGGGUCUGCCAGUAUCGCCAGUGCCUUCAUCCAGUGGCUGUGUGCCGGCGGUGCGCGCCUUCUCGAAGCGGGCGGCGCGCUGUGCAGCAGCCUUGCUGCAGCGCCACGACACCGCCACCUCCGUGGUGCACAAGCGGAGGUGUGUGCAGCAGCUGGGCCGUCUCGGCGGCACCUACCGCUCUCUCGCUCACGGUCAGACCUUAACAGUUUGGACACGCCAUCAAGACCUCAACAUCCGUGCGAUUCACGAGACAGACGCCUUCUUUGAAGGGCACAUGGAAGACCACCUCGCCCACCCACAUGUUACACGCAAGAACAGGGUUCUGAGAGCGGCGCGGAAGGCGGCCUUUGGCAGCAGCCCUCAGCGGCACUCACCAGCGGCUUCAUUCGGUUGCCGAGCUUCACUUCCCUCUAGCCUACCUCCGACUCAUGCUGCGCGCGCCACGUCCCACAGCGACAGUUCCGUCGGCGCAGAUGUAACUCCGCUGCAGACGGGCUACCGUCUUUCCAGAGCGGAGCAGUGCGCCCUUUCGCUGCUGUUCAUGGACGACGCCGCGGACGCCAAAUACACAUCGAGUCCGCUGCAGACGUUUGGCGCGCAUCACACGUCGGAUGACGGCAGCCAACACAUGGAUCUGAGCGAGUCCCUGUGCGAUGCAUUGUCCCACGGGAGUUGCCCUGCCGACACUCACGCAACGAUGUCGCUCUGGGUGUACGGCGAAGACAGCGACUCUCUUCAUAGCUCCCCAUCCCCGGCAGCGCACUACGGUGACAGUCCGAGUGCGGUGCCGCAACACCGCAAGCGUGACCGCGGAGACACCACUUGGACUGGGUUGCAGCCCCUCAAGGGGCGACGAGGAGCGGUCUGCGCGACAAGGAUACUCGGCUUCGAUGAGCUCAGCAUGUCAUCCUCCUCACAAAGCGCGAUACCUCUCGAGGAGAAGUCCGUAGCUCGCCGUGACACGCCAGUGCCCGCCUCGCUGUCUGCCACUGUCAUAGAACUUCAGAAUCAGCGGGUGCAGUGGAAUCUGCUGCGUCAGCAGUCCCUCUUUGGCCCGUUUUGA
This is a messenger RNA of Leishmania braziliensis MHOM/BR/75/M2904, 1185 nucleotides long. RefSeq lists its product as hypothetical. The transcript has a single exon. The record is from RefSeq and is a predicted model, not a curated record. NCBI's taxonomy places the organism in Eukaryota, Euglenozoa, Kinetoplastea, Trypanosomatida, Trypanosomatidae. The coding region runs from base 1 to 1185 and encodes 394 amino acids.